AUGAUAAUGACCCCGCGGAGAACGAAAAUCAUCAUUAUCUUCAUCUUUGCUCUCAUGUUCAGCGUUUUCGCUCCUUUCUACUACGUCAAUCGCCUGGUGUGGGCUUUUGACGAAGCUCGGAACGCCACCAUUCUGAAGAUUCAGUACACGAAGGAAAAGGAAAUCGUGGAGACGGUAACAUUUUUCAUACACAGCGUGACCUUUUCGAUAUUUUCCUUCGUCUUCGUCAUCUUAUGCACCGUCGUUCUCAUCGUCAAACUCAACAGUAAAACAAAAUGGCGGAAAGCCACGGCUGCUAAGGGAGCUAAUACAGCGGAAGGAGUAGGGGUCAAGGACAAAAUGGUCGUCAAAAUGGUGACCUUUAUUUCUAGUAUCUUCAUCAUCUGCUUCGUGCCCGGCACGUUAAUAUUUCUCUUUAUGGCUUUAGAACCAGAAUUCAGUCACGGCGGUAGAUAUAAAAAUAUCUACUUUGUGGUUUGGUCCUUCUCUUUUGUAAUGGAAACUGUCAACUCCAGUGUCAACAUUUUCGUGUAUCUGAAAAUGAGUUCAAAAUACAGAGCAGUCUUCAUGAAAACAUUUCUCAGAAAAGAAGAAAAAUAG
Aplysia californica (California sea hare) is the source of this 600-nucleotide messenger RNA. RefSeq lists its product as uncharacterized. The record is from RefSeq and is a predicted model, not a curated record. Lineage: Eukaryota; Metazoa; Mollusca; Gastropoda; Aplysiida; Aplysiidae. Gene Ontology annotation, molecular function: G protein-coupled peptide receptor activity. Gene Ontology annotation, cellular component: plasma membrane. The transcript has a single exon. Bases 1 to 600 code for a protein of 199 amino acids. Gene Ontology annotation, biological process: G protein-coupled receptor signaling pathway.